UGUGAAACACAAGUUUUGUAAUCGACACACUCAACCAGGUUUGCCUGUGAGAGAAAUGUUCAAAAAGAAAAAGAAUAAAACCAAAGAUGACAUUUUGAAUGUGCACAACGGUCAUCAAAAAAGCCAUUCCCCAAAGAUUUCCUCAAAUUCUUCGACCGUUUUGGAUGACGAGAAUGGCAAUGACAGUGCAGAUGGAUUCGACCCCGAAGGGUUUGUUGACCUCAAUCCUGAAGAGCAUCAACCAAAGUUACUGGGGCCUAAACAAAGCUGCCAGGUAUUUGGAAUCUUCUUUUUUUUUUACUGUAGUCACUAAAUUCAACUUUCCUUUCAUCACUGUUUUUAAAACAAAAUGGGUUCUAAAACUGACAAGUCGGUUUAACACCUAUCAUAUUCCGUCAUCCACAUCAAUAAAUAUCAAAUUAAUAUUGUCAAAAAUUGUUUCGUUGCCCCAGUCGAUGGUUGUCUUUUGCAUGUUUUUACACAUUGAUCUUACGAACUCGUCACAAGAACAGAGCCAGCAAGUGGUUAUUCAAUAUUUGUGAAGAUCAGCAUAUAAUCACACGCUUCAUCCAUUCACCUAAGUGGGCCUUUAAAAAAGCAUUGAAUUCUUACAUGACCAAUAUAAAAAACUACUUAAGUGAAUGCAAAUUUUUUGGCAACGUUUUGUGUUUUGUUGAUGGUGAAUGUUUGUGAAAGAGUGAAACUACUUGAUUUCCUUUGAUGCCUACAAGAAACUAUACAACUACAACACAAUGCAAUGAUACCAACUCAACCUCAAACUGUACAUGUCCAGCUUGUAAUUAAUACUAUUAAUGAUGUUAAUAGGACUGAGUGGAGUCUAAUUCGGUCUGAAAUCGUGCGAGUCAUUAACAAAAUCGGUAGACCACGUAGCGGGAGUCCAAUUUGUUUAAUCACGAGUAUGAUUGCAGAUCAAUUGGACAAACAAAGUUCUGUUACCAAUUAAUCGUAACUAUAACAAAAUUUGUGAUAUUUUAGGCUUUUUUAAAGUUAAAACACAAGAAAUUCUGGGAGGUUUUUUUUGGCUAGCACUGAAAAUUAAAAAGCCAUUUAAGCGUGCAUGUGAGAUGGUGCGUACAGUCCAAUUUCAGCCAUGAUGCAUACUCUCCUAUUAUACUGUUCUAUUGGUGCUGAAAUCAGGACAGUUGGUAGCCAAUCAGAUUUGAAAAUUUUGUUUUGCUUUGUUUUCUAGUUUUUCAGUAGUCUUACUAAUGACCAAUAUUAGAUGAGUUUUUUUGUGUGUGAUAUCCAGCAAAGUGAUAGGUCUCAUUUAAAGUCAUAGGCUAAAGCUAACAACACGUACAGAAGACCUCACUGAAAAUUCUGUGUAUCACUUACGCUCCUUUUCACUACAGCUAACUUUCUUGGUUCCCGAACAGCUUUCCCAGGCCUAAACUUUCAUUUUUCAUUUGAAUGAUGUAACCGAGACAAAAGGAUCCAAAUUGCAUUGGCUGCAUGACAAGAAUUUUUGAAGCCUAGGCAAAGUACAUGUACAGCAUUUCUGCAUUUUGUCAUAAAGCAGUUCUCUGAUACAUUGUCUGUUAUAGGUGAAAAUGAAAUUCAGGUUAAAAUGGUUUAUCCUUGGUUGAUUCUUUAUGAUUACUAGGGCUAGAAAACAGAGAAAAUUAAAAUUGUUGGAAAUCAAUCUAAUCAACUGUCUGAUGAGCCAAACAAAUGUGUGCAAAACAGGAUAAAGUUUUACUAAAUUUAUUCAUUGGUUUUACUAAUAUGAACUGACUCUUUUUGAAUUUCCUGACUAAGAAAAUGAGCCUAAACUCAUAAAAUCAUGUUUUCCCAAAAAACUGGGCUCAACAUGACCAAAACCUGUUAUAUGCUCCUGUAGCUAUUGUAACUUGAAUGACAUUUUAAUUUUUUUUUUAUUCAAGUAUAUAGGAACAUUUGCUGUCACCCUUAGUGGUUCAUUUAAAGAUGGUGAGACCACCUUAACUACACAUAAAGAAAGAACAAGAUUUGUGAAAAAGAAACUCAGGGAGUAUAGGGUAAGUUUUGAUGUUCACUUGUCAGGCUCGGCAUUCAAAUUCUAGUCCAACGAAUUCACGUUUCACUAUACUUUCAUUGUGUAAACCUUUUGAUAAGUUUAAAACUUGCUGGAAUUACCUGCUUAUGCUAAUAUCAGACUAGUUAACUUUUACACCCACGACUUCCUGUAAACUAAGUUCUUCAUGUUUGCAGUGGUUUUGGAUGGGUAUUCAUUUAACUUGCCUGUUCUGUCUGUCUUUAAAAUUAUUGCCUUGAAUCUUUAAAAGUUUGUAAUUCCAAAACAAUGCUUGGUGUGAAAUUUGUUGUUUCGCAUUAUUAAACAAAAGGGCUUUUGCUUUUUAUGUUGAAACUGACUCAACCACUUAUUCAACCUAAACCACCUGUUAAUUAAAAAGUAGUGUUAAUCUUUGCCUUUAAUCUUUGGGCUCUCCGCUGAAAGGCAAAUGCCUAACAUUUCACUCUGUGUGUGAGCAACGGGGAACCUCCCUCCAACAGGCAGUUCAUGCUGUUUAAUAAAUUCAUUUAUUAACUUAGAUUCAUUUACAAACUGGUUCUAUAUUUGUAAUUUUUUUAGAUACUGGUAAUAUCAUUCUUACUUGUUUAACUGUGAAAAAUUGUUUAUUCUCCAGGAUGCACAGAAAGGUGUUGGUGUUUUUCUACUAAUUUCCAGUGAUGGAAUCAAAGUCAUUUCUGCUGAUGGACAGGUAAAAUACUGGGCCGAGUUGUUCAAAGCUGGGUUAAGAUAACCCAGGGUUAGUGCAACAUUUGAAGUUAGAUUUGAAAGCUUAAAAUACAUUUCAGUUUUAAUUCUUUUUGUCUACAAGAUGAUGAUUGGAAGCUCUAAAAAAUAGCAGAGAAAAUUAUUCGAGAAAAUGCUUUUGAACACAAGAAAAACAAACAAGGGUUAAAAUUAAUCCGGGGUUAAGCGCUAAUGGGCCCUUGAACCACUGGGCCCUGGUUGAUUCUUCUAGCAUAUUCCACUGGCAAUAAGUUAGUCACGAGUCACAGCUAGCUCAGAUGUGGCAGAAGAUGCUCAACCUGGGGUGGUAGGAACUGAUAGCCUGAGUUUCAGAUGAUUACUUUGAGUCGUUUUUACUCCCUCAGCAAGGGAGUAAAAAUGACUCUAAGUAAUCAUCUGAAAUUCAGGCUAGGGAACUGGUCUCAAAUAGAAGCCUGUUAAUACAGACAUCUCUCCUCACUCUUAUCUCUAGGGACAUUUUGCAGUCAGGAGUAAGGGUGGGGGAGGGGGGUCGAGACAGCUGUAUUUGUAGGCCACUCAAAUAAAAGUGAUUAGGAUGGUCUUCUUACAUUAACUUUUUAAAAGUGGGUUAGCUCUUAUCGUUUUGGCUGUUGAAUUUUUUCCAGAAGUUACUAUUGUUUAUUGUUAGAAUUAUGAUGAAAAUGAUAGUUAUCUGGAUAUGAUUUUCUUAUGGAACGUUAACGUUUUCAGCGUGUUAGAAUGGCUCAUGCAUUGCAAAGAAUUUCCUUUGCCACUUGUGAUCCCGAGUUCAGACUCUUUGCCUACAUGUCACACAAUCCUUCUCCGAUGGGGACAGCCAUUCAUUGCCAUGUGUUCAUGACAAAAUAUGUUAGACAGGUGAGAGCAUUGUAACACUUUUAUGAAAUUUUGGGGGUGAAGAUAGGGAGCAGAAAAUACAAGGAAAUUGUGGCAUAGUGGCUUUAAGAGAAAGGUGCAUGACUUGAGCAUUAAAACAUUUACUGUAACAGGUCAUUGCGUGACAUGUAGUGUGAUACUGUAUGCUGCCUUCCGAAUUUGUUUCUUGCAUAUUUGGGCAAGAGAGAACAUGACAGCGAAUGCGAUAAGUGUGUGAAGUGUGAAAUGAUCGGAAUGAAAACAGUCUCAUUAUGGCAGUAUGUUUUACACAUGUAUUCGUUGAACCCACAGGCUGUAGCAUGACCUUCUGCAACAUGUAUUGGUGAUAAUGGAGGUUAUGCUUCAGACCAGGUCAUUGCUGUAACAAAUAUUGCACUUUUGGACUGUUUUGGGGAUGAAUUUUAACUCAGUCUCCUGCACAACCUCAUAAGGAGCCCCAUAGUACAAUAAUUAAUGACAACACUGACCCAGUCUCACAUACAACCUCAAAAUGUCCAAUAGUAGAACACUACCUUGCAAGCACACCAUUUAUAUGAUAUCCCUGUUAUUGGAACCACUUUUUUCUGCCAAAAAGUGAAACAAUUGACCACUCUUAAGUCGUUUCCUUGUGUGAAAGCCUUGUUCAUUUGGCUAAGUUGUUGUUAUUGCAGGAUUUUUAGGGCUGUUGGGUACCCGCAUUUGUUGUACUCAAAGAGUAUCAUUGCUUGCAACUUACAGUUGCCAGUAUUACUGUUGUCGUCGGUAUUUCAGUUUGUAUACACGGGGUGAAGGACUUUUAACCCAUUUGCUAAAGUGAAAUGUUUUAACAAAUGGAUACAUUUGCUGUAGAGUUAAAAGGUUUCCAUUUAAGUAACCUUAAAUUUAUUCUUGUAGUUAUUUCAUGGCAAAGCAUCACUUAAUGGCAUUGUAAUAGAGAUGAUUAUUAAAGUGAUGGUCUUUUCUUGAGAUGUGAUCAGUGGAUAAAUUGGAUAUGCUGUUUUGUUUUCGUUUUCUUACUAGGUACAAAGUUUGACAGCUAUGAUUGGCAAGGCAUUUCAACUUGCAUUUGCAGAUUCAAAGUUUCCAAAAGGAACAGAGCUUAAGAUGGAACCAGUAUCCAAAGUGGUUUCUGAUGAAGGGGUGGUCCAGGGUAGGAGAUGGGUGAGUAUGGGAGCAUGUUUCUGCUCUUUCUAUUGACAGCAUUUGCUACUUUUUUCACUGAUCCGUAUACCUUAAGAGUGCAACUAUUAAAGGUUCCGUUUUGGGUGUCGUAAUUCAUUACUUUCAACGUUUAUUUCAGGCAAAGCUAGAGGCUCGGCAAGGGCAUGAACAUUCACAGCACGCCAUUGUGGCUAAAAUGAAAAAGCAUCAGGAGAAGUCGCAUGGUAAAAGUCCAAGCGCCUCACAAGAGCAAUCCAUGCCCUCAGCACCAUCUGUACAACCAUCAACGUCUUCUCAGGGAUCGCCGUUUGGAAGAAGAAGGUCCUUUGGCAAGGCUCAUACUCCUCCUGAGGUGCGGCGAUCAGAUCUUGCACAAAAGAAUCUUGGUGGUAAUGAACAAAGGACAAAUCUAUCAGAUGAUGUGGUGACAGAUGCUGUAACUGAUGGAAGUCCGGAAAUUGAAAGAAAACGUCUGAGAACUCCCGGAGCCUCUCAAUUGCAGCCAGAAGACAGGAAAAUAAGUGCACCAGCAACCAUUGUACAAGACUCUCAAAAAAACCCACAAGAGCAAAACGUUCAUGUUCGGCACGAGAGGGAGCGUCCUUUAUCUUCAGAAGGGCAUAUUGCUCGAGGGCGUUCCCAGACUCCCCCACCAUCAAGAAGUGACAAAAAGUCAGCGUCUGUUGUUGUAACUAACCAGCAGAAUUUGAUGUCUCCAAUCGCAAAGUCCUCCUCAGACCCAAAUCUAGUGACAAAGGGAGGCAGUACACACAAAACUGUGUCCAAACGCAACAGUCAUGAGAAUGAAGACUGGUAUAUGCCUGGAAUACCAAGGUCAGUUACCUUAUGAUUUAAAUUACAGUAAUCCAAGUUAGUCCAAACUAAACAUAUUGCCUCAGAAUAUAAAAUGUUGUGGGUGCACUCAGUAAGCCUAAGGGUAAGACAGCCUCUAAUAGCUUGUUCACUGGAAUAUGCUCCGUGCCUAUCCCAAGAAACUUUUUUUUGUAGUAUCUUUAAGUUUUCUUCAGGUACUUGAUCUUUGCUCUUUUUAGACCACGGCCCUCCACCAACUCUUGACAUUAAAGAAUAAAAUUACUAUUUGAAGACUCUAUUACCAAGAGCACUAUCUUCUGAUUGAGGUCUCUGUCGCAAAAUAAUAACAUUCCAGAAAAAUUCUGGCACUCACGACUGACUUAAACGAAUUUUAAACUUUAUUUGUGCGUGAAACUUUAAAUGUUGUCCAUGUUUCUAAAAAGGUAUGACCGCACAGAUUUCUUCAGCGAUAGAUAAUCACGUUGGUAGUGAAACAACAUUUUUGUUAUGUGUCUCGUUUACUGGAUCCUGAUAGCCCUCGUGUGCCUUUGUCAUAUCCCCGUAUUUAUGAUAAUAAAUAUUGAUCUUUUUAGGGAGUUUGUAACUGAGAUGCUAGAGAAGGCAGAGGAAGGGUCAUUUUUUGUGCGUGACAGUCAAAGUCGGCCUGGUUGCUAUGCUCUGACCAUGCGCGUUCCUCAAGAAACCAGUCCCAGUGGAUUUGGAAACUUUCUGAUUGUUAAAGUCAAAGAUGGCGUCAUGAUACAGGUUAGCACAAAUCAAGUGAGUUACACACGUGUUAUUAUCAAGAGAAGCCCUCCCUCUUAUAAAGCUGUGUCAGUUAAGAAUUAGUCUCUGAGGGUCUCCGAACCAUUCUUUUUUUGUUUGUUUGUGUUUGUUUGUUUUUUGUCUUUUGCGUUUUUUUUUUUGCCGCGGCAGGAUUAGCUCAGUCGGCAGAGCACUUGACGGCAGAGCGGGAGGUCGCAGGUUCGAUUCCCAGGGCUGAAUCAUUACUCAGGAUCUUAAAAUAACUGAGAAAUGAAGGUACUGCCUUUCCCUGCAAGAGGCUUAGACCUUGGCGUGACUCGGAUGACCACCUUAAAUAGUGUCCCCGAUUAGUACUCUUGUUUGUCACUCAAAAAAGUACUUUUUUUUCAUUUCUCUUCAAAAAUUGAAAUGUCUAACUGGUGAUCGCCAUCCUAGAUGUUUAUGUCUUACUUUUAUUUCUCUUUCCAACAGGGUUUUGAUAAGGUCUUAACAGAUUUGACAUCCUUGGUGGAACAUUACUCACAGCAUGCAGAUGGUCUUCCAUGUAAGCUGCUGCUUGGUGGUUCUAAUGUGUUGUGUGAGGAUGAAGACUACAUAUGUAUGGUUCCUAAUGACCCGGACUAUCAGAAUCUGUCAGAUUUCACUGCCAUGAUGGCUGAACUGAAUUAAACCAGAACCACCGUAUAAUGCAUAUAACUAUGCCAAGGUAUUGACAAAAAGAAAUUUGGUUGAAGCUACCUUACGUGAGAACCGAAAGGCAGCUCGGGAUAGUCCUUUCUUUCAUAUACCAAAUAAUGUAACACUACUGCACGUUAGGUUUUCAUCCAAAGUCAAAACAAAAAAAAGCACUCACAUUAGGUACUGCCCAGUAGCGUUUACUUCAAACGUGACACUAGAAUUUUAUAUGCUGGCUUAGCGUGACCAGGCUGUUAGAUAGAAGGGACAUUGCGAAAGUAAACCCCCGCGCGUUUUUUUGCCCCCUUUUUAAUGCACGACUGCACUGCUAUCUUGGAGCCCUGAACAGGCUACCGCAGACUCAAAAGAUAGAACCACCUUGCGCAUUGUAAUAUGCCGUGAACGCCCUGUACAGCUCCGUUUGAAAGUACUGGUUAACAGCUUCGUUUCUGAUUUGCCGAGCCAGGACAUAACGAGAUCAGUCAAAGUUUUAAGAAGGUCAGGGUUUAUAAUGUUAGAACUGAAAGUUGGCACUGAAGUGAUCAGAAUUCGUAUUUAUCGUCACCUGUUUGCUUUAUUUUAACAGCAAGGGGGAAAAUUAGGUAUUUAUUACAGCCCACAUCAUCUUUUCACCUUCUACUAAAGUAUUUAUUACAAAAAUAUUGAUGUUACAUGUACAGGAUCAUUAUAUCUUUCUGGG
Molecule: messenger RNA, 7727 nt
Organism: Porites evermanni
Lineage: Eukaryota; Metazoa; Cnidaria; Anthozoa; Scleractinia; Poritidae
Source: the annotation of a GenBank genome assembly